Molecule: messenger RNA, 2090 nt
Organism: Mus musculus (house mouse)
Lineage: Eukaryota; Metazoa; Chordata; Mammalia; Rodentia; Muridae
Gene: Trnau1ap
Product: tRNA selenocysteine 1 associated protein 1
Exons: 7
Coding region: 1318-1983 (221 amino acids)
Cellular component (GO): nucleus; cytoplasm
Molecular function (GO): nucleic acid binding; RNA binding
Source: RefSeq, a predicted model, not a curated record
UUUUUUUUUUUUACAUUUGUGUGUACAUGUGUGUUUGUCAGGUUCAGUGCAAUGCACUUUUACCUGCUGAGCCAUCUCACCAGUGCCUUAGCAUCAUUCAUACAGUAACAGAAGGGAACAGGAAAUUUAUACUCAUAGUUGGCCUCUGGUUUUCAGACUUGAGUUCUUGGCUUGGGGAACUUUCUAAGUUAAAGGACUUAGGAUGAACUUGGUUGUCAGAACCAAUCUGAACGCACAGGACCUUCCCACUCUGCUAAGUUGGCUACCAACUGGAUGUUGAAGCAUGGAUACAACCACCUUAGGAGCUCUCAAAAACCAAGUUUACUGAGGGUUCUGUAAAGGUCCGUCUGUGCUUUGUGGUAAAGUCUUGGUGAAUUGGAUUAGAAUAAUAAACGGGGAAGGAGCCAGGGUUGGUGUCCUUCACUUGUAAAACUAGCACUUAGGAAGCUGAAGCAAGAUUGCCAAGAGUUUACAGCCAGCCUAGAUUAUAUAGCUUGUACCAGGGACCAACAUGAAAACUUGUCUCAAGGCAAAAAAAAAAAAAAAAAAAAAAAAGUGUGGGGCUGGAGCCAAAGCUCAGCCGUUAAGGAAGGAAUGCUUUGAGAAGACUGGCGUUCAUUAAACAAACAGGCAGAAGCAAGUAGAUCUCUGACUAGAGACAGACUUAAACAGGUCAACAAGGAUUACAGAGACCAUGCCGACGCCGACUCUCCCCACCCCCAACUACACACAAAACGAUGGACUUUGAGUGUACCAUCAAGAACCGUCCUUUAGUUCUCUCCACCUCAGGGCUUUAAGAAAAUGAAGAAUCCCACUACAUCUUCCAAAAAGUCCUCGCUGGGAUGCAGGGCAAGAGGACCACUGUGCGGCCGCGGCUCCUCCACAGUCCCUCGGAAGCUUAUCCUCCGCGCUCCCAGAGGGGUUUCGGUCACUAGCUGUCCUUCCGUUCUUAUGCUUGGUAUUCCCUACAGAGAGCAAACCUUAACUCAAUAAUUAUAGACGCAUUUGCGCGGUUUUAUUAAAGAGCGGGGCAGUCCGCCCACAGAGACCCUCUUCAGAGCCGGUGCCAGCUAGGCCUACUGUGCCCCAGCCGAGGCCACGCCCCUAUCCCGUGGAGCCACUCCCUAGCCCGUAGAAGCAACGCCCCCUGGGGGGGCCGGAAGCGGCGGACAGGUCGGAGGAAAACCCGGAUCGCUCUGGCCGCCGAGGCAGCGUGUGCGCAGGAGGUGCUGCAGGCUUAGGCUCCGGGCGGGCCGGGUCGCGCAGACUGGCGCGGUUGCGCGCCACAGGCCCUCAGGGUCCCCGCCCGGGUGCGGGAUGGCGGCCAGCCUAUGGAUGGGAGACGCAAAACGUUUUAAACUGAAUUAUGCCACUUAUGGGAAACAGCCAGACAAUAGCCCUGAGUACUCCCUGUUUGUGGGGGACCUGACCCCCGACGUGGACGAUGGCAUGCUGUAUGAGUUCUUUGUCAAAGUCUACCCGUCCUGCCGGGGAGGCAAGGUGGUUUUGGACCCAACAGGCGUGUCUAAGGGCUAUGGUUUUGUGAAAUUCACAGAUGAGUUGGAACAGAAGCGAGCCUUGACGGAGUGCCAGGGAGCAGUGGGACUGGGGUGUAAACCCGUGCGGCUGAGUGUGGCCAUCCCUAAAGCGAGCCGGGUAAAGCCAGUGGAGUACAGCCAGAUGUACAGUUACAGCUACAACCAGUAUUACCAGCAGUACCAGAACUACUAUGCCCAGUGGGGCUAUGACCAGAACACAGGCAGCUACAGCUACAGCUACCCCCAGUAUGGCUACACCCAGAGCACCAUGCAGACAUAUGAAGAGGUUGGGGAUGAUGCUCUGGAAGACCCAGCCCCACAGCUGGAUGUGACUGAAGCCAACAAAGAGUUCAUGGAGCAGAGCGAGGAACUGUACGAUGCUCUGAUGGACUGUCACUGGCAGCCCCUGGACACUGUAUCCUCAGAGAUCCCAGCUAUGAUGUAGCCAGGACGUGAAGGCAGAGGCCUAGAAUAAUGACCUUUUUCUAUUGUGAAGCUUCUAUCUUUUUGAAUGUGAUUUAUAAUGUUUUAAUAAAUUACUGUUUCCUUGAA